GCGCGACACCAACACUCCUCACCUGGCGAUGCCCGCAUUGUCCACUUGACUCUGGACAUCGUGCAGGUCGCGAUGGCAUCCGCGGGGACGGUCACAUAUCAGGAUGCACUGAACUCGCAAUACCUAUCGAGCUCCAUCUCAAGUCUGUCACGAUCGCGAUCGGCCAACACCCUUAUCGUGCGGACCUACAAGCAGGCGACGCAGCUCUACCUCACGAAGCGAUUCAAAGAAGCUCUCGAGACCCUCGAACCCAUCGUAACCUCACAACAGCCUGGCGAAAGUGAUGUGCUCGGCACGAAUGGCGUUCACAGCGAGAGCCCAGGUGAUGGCGCCGCGCUCGUCGCGCAGAGCUCCAAGGGUACCCGGACGAAGGUCUGGGUCUUCUACUUGAGCUUACUGCAUGCGAUCAUCGAGCUGGGUGCAGAGGAUGGCAAGAAUCAGUUUGGAUCAACGAAAUGGAGACAAUUGGCCGCCAAAGCAAGGGAUGGAACAGUGUGGGAUGAGAUCAUUCGGCUAGGCUAUGGUGGGAAUGAAGGAGACGUCGACCCUGACGUCGUCGUGAAUCUGGCCACGCUCCUACUUGGACACAUGCAGAAUCAGAAGCUGAACCAACAACGAAUCGAAGCAUACCUCUCUGCGUCCGCCGAUGCGGCCCAGCUCGCCUACCUGAACGAAGGCAUCGCGACCCCCAUGUCCAAUGGCACGUCCUCGCCCAAAGAGCUGACCACACGCUUGAAGAUCUUGGAGCUCUACUCACUGCACGUCCUGCCUGCCAAUGAGGAAUGGGAAUAUGCACAGCAGUUCAUUGAGAUGAGCGACAUGUUGGACGAGGAGCGACGCGAAGCGUUUCUCCACGCUCUAGCAAGUCUCAAGGACGAGAAGGACGGCACGGCACAGCGCGAGCGCGAACUAGAAGAGCUGCGAGAACGUGAGCUGGAAGAACAGCGCGCAGCGGAAGAAGCUCAACGCAAAGAGAAUGAACGUCGCGAAGAGGAACGCAAACGGGCCGCAGAGCUUGAGCGCUCACGUACCAAUACUUCCAAUGCCUCCUCUUCGUCCCGACCAACGAAUGGACACGUUAAGAAUGGCAAUGGAGCUGCGAGUGCUUCACGAAAUACUUCGCACGCAACUGCAAAGCCCCCAAGCAAGCCGCAGAAGAAGACGCGUGCUCCACCUCCCAAUCUGUACAUGCGCGCAUCAACCGUCUUCUCCAAUCUUCAACAGAUGGUACUGGAAGCCAGUCGAGGAAUAACUGGCAAUAGUACGGCACUGUUCCGCUUAAUGAUGUUUCUGGUUGCAUUCUUGUUGAUCAUGGCGAGACGAGAUCUCCGAAUGAAAUUGAAAAGGGCAAUUGACGAUGGAUGGAUGAAGGUUAAGCAGACGAUAGGCAUGGGCACUAAGGUAUCCUAUAUCUAGCGGAGAAUCUAGUGGCAACUUUCUUUCGAGCUUGCGAGAGUAUUUGAUUCAUGCGAUACGAAGCGAAAC
Molecule: messenger RNA, 1485 nt
Organism: Cercospora beticola
Lineage: Eukaryota; Fungi; Ascomycota; Dothideomycetes; Mycosphaerellales; Mycosphaerellaceae
Source: RefSeq, a predicted model, not a curated record